Molecule: messenger RNA, 2035 nt
Organism: Ceraceosorus bombacis
Lineage: Eukaryota; Fungi; Basidiomycota; Exobasidiomycetes; Ceraceosorales; Ceraceosoraceae
Source: the annotation of a GenBank genome assembly
AGAAUGCGCUCGCCUGACAGCAGGGGCUAUGGGCCUGCGCGAAGCGUUGAGAAGUGAAACUUGCUCUGGCAUGUCGAUCGGCCGCGAGAGCCAAUCGGCGCAUUCUCACGACUAGUAGCUGGUAUCAUCGCAUCGCUGGAGUCUUUGUUGAGCUUGACCAGCGUUCGCACCUGGCCCCGAUGCGCGCUCAGCAGGAGCACAGGUCGCCAUGUAUGCUGCUGCUCUCGUUGAUAUCCUGUUACUGAAGGCAGGUAUCGCGUGCUCUGCUACUCUGACUGUGUCUCUCUGCUCAGGCAAGACUGCCGCCACUUUUGGAGAGUGUGGAAGCAUCAGAGCUUAUGGAAGGAGUCGUCAACGGCGAACCCGCAUCUUGACACCUUGCAUGUGCCGCUGCCACGGCACAAUACUCUCGCAUGCUUCACCGAGCGAUCGUCCGCUAACGCGCUGAUGAUCUAACAUGACUCGCGCCACACGCGCGGUUGCUAGAAGAUGAGUGCGCAGUCGAGCCGGCUGUUGACAAGGCUUGACUUGCUGAGGUUUGCGCAACGACCUGCUGCCGAAUAGGACUGCUGAAGGGUCGUGCCGUUGAGAGUGGGUAUGCAUUCAGUCGAGGCGGACUGGGCCAGUAGCGGGCAGACUGUUGACGGGAGUCUCUAUUUCGAUUCUUGUAUAGACAGUCGAGCCUCAUUCGACUGCCGCUGCCGAGGAUGCUUCGAUCUCCCACCGCUGCUUCUUUUAUCCAAGAUGCCCCUUCCGACUUGACCAUCUCUUCAGUGUACGAGGCAGAACACGCGCAGACCAGGCUGAUGCAGGCGCGCCAGCCUGCUUGUGUCAGAUAGCCUUGAGCUGUACGAUGAGGAGCGUGUCGAGGGUCGGGCUCGCGAUGUGAGUGGCACCAUGCACGACGGCUCCUGGCCAACGGUCGCGCUGCAUAUGAUCGCGCCGAUAAUCUUUGCCUCCAGGAACGCCAUCGAUGCUGAGCUGAGCGAGAGUCAGAAGAGGGUAGACGUUGAGUACUAUUUCCAGACACGAGCGAAUUUCAGGCUCCGAUCGCCGCUCGAAGCGGUGCGAUGUGCGAGUAGCAUCAGUAGUUGCAGUCUUGAGUCAGCUCAGCAAGAGCGGGACUGGGUGGACGGCUGGGCGGAUGGACCCAGCACGCGAGCGUUGUGUCCUUCAGAAGAGGCUAGCAGCGCGCCGGCGAGGCUGUUGCGAGGUGAGGACAAAGUGUGCUUUCAACAGGCAGCAUCGAAGCACAGUGAGCUGUAGCUUGAGCCUGCUAUAGCGACCCACGGCUUCGCGUGGCUUGGCAGAAACUGCUACGCACAAACCUUUGGCUUGUCGCAUGGGUUUCAGGAGUCAUGAGUCACACAGCGCGGGCGACGCCUCGCCUCUCGAACGAAGCCGCUGAUGUUGGCGCCAUUUGAUUGGGCGGAAUAGGAUCAAUAGGUUCAGCUAGCUGGUUCUUGAUGUGCCUUGCGAGCACCGCCGCAAUCCAUGCGUGGGCAUAUGGCCACUCUCCGAGCUUUGCGAUCGUGUCUAUAGUCACCGCUUUUGUUGGGCUGACCGCACCAGGCCCAAUAAGAUCAAACCAUCCAGCAGCAAUCGUGAAUCAGACUCCAUGAGCGCAUGCAGUUGUGAGAUCGAGUGAUCUAUCAGCUGUGGCGACUGCACAGCAGCACAGUCGUAAGUCGUGAGUAGCGGUAAGCGGCGAGCACAGAAGCCCUCUUAGCUAGGCUUGCGUGUAAAUUCACUCCCAAAGCAUCCACCGCGGACCUCGCCAUUUGAAGUACAUCCCGCCCGGCGCCCAUGGCAGACCAGCAGCAGCCCAAAGCGCAGGCAGGCGCUUCGUAUUCUGGGAUCCUGCACCGGCCCAGUCACCAGUGUGAGUCCAGCAUCUAAGCCACCCGCGCGUUUCCGUAGUCGUGAGCAUAUCAUACACUUUCGUUGUAUGAUAUAUAAAUGCUGUCCAUGACUUGCGCCUGUUUCAUCCGCUCUUCAUUGACCAUUUGCAGCUUCGACUCUGAUUGGCACCAAU